Molecule: messenger RNA, 332 nt
Organism: Chinchilla lanigera (long-tailed chinchilla)
Lineage: Eukaryota; Metazoa; Chordata; Mammalia; Rodentia; Chinchillidae
Product: cytochrome c-like
Exons: 1
Coding region: 15-332 (105 amino acids)
Biological process (GO): mitochondrial electron transport, ubiquinol to cytochrome c; mitochondrial electron transport, cytochrome c to oxygen
Cellular component (GO): mitochondrial intermembrane space
Molecular function (GO): heme binding; electron transfer activity
Source: RefSeq, a predicted model, not a curated record
CAGCAGGUUUAAAAAUGGGUGAUGUUGAGAAAGGCAAGAAGAUUUUUAUACAGAAGUGUGCCCAGUGCCACACUGUUGAAAAGGGAGGCAAGCACAAGACUAGGCCAAAUCUCCAUGGUCUCUUUCGGUGGAAGAGAUGUCAGGCUGUUGGAUUUUUCUACACAGAUGCCAACAAGAACAAAGGUAUCCCCUGGGGAGAGGAUACAUUGAUGGAGUAUUUGGAGAAUCCCAAGAAGUACAUCCCUGGAAUAAAAAUGAUCUUCGCUGGCAUCAAAAAGAAGGGAGAAAGGGCAGACUUAAUCACUUACCUCAAAAAGGCUACUAAUGAGUAA